AUGACGAACCCAUAUGAAGCAGACCCAGAAAAAAUCCCUCCAACCGACUUAUACGCGGAUGUACCCCUUUAUGGUCGAUACUACCCGAAACCUGACGACUUCCGCGUUGAUUUCCAGCAUGUCAACUCCCAGACUACAGACUCCCUGAGAUACUGGACCUUUGUUAUUCAACUCUGUACUGAACAGAUCCGAAUCUACCCUUCUGAUGAAGGAGGCCGCGAUGUUUUUGCUCUUGGUAGCGUGAUCGUCAAGUCCAGCCAUCUCCACGCGCACGACGGUCCUCAAUAUACAGAGAUUGACUUCUCAUACGCCGAUGCCAAUGAGAUUCAAGCAAUUGCUCUGGCAAAGACCGUUCUGAAGGAUAUCAAAGUUCCAGAGAUCUAUUUUGCCGGCAAGAUCAAUGGUCGCCAAGUGCUCGUCCAAGAAAGGCUUCCAGGUGUUGCACUCUGUGUUGCAUGGCCUUAUCUCUCAAAAGAGUCGAAAAACUCCUACAAAGAACAAGCCAGGAAAAUACUCCGUCAACUUCACACUAUCAAACCCACAGAGACACUUCAACUUCAAUCUCGCUCUCACGUGGUCCCAGACCCAAACAUACUUACCAACGGUCGAAUCAAUCAAUUAGAAAUGGAGAUCCUUUUCUCAGCCACCAAUCAUAAUAAUCCAGAUAUGAGCUUCAUGCAUAACGAUUUGACUCUAUCUAACUGUAUCGUUAACAAUGGUUCAAUCGUGGGGCUUAUUGAUUGGGAAAUGGCUGGGUUUCUCGGCUGGAAGACCGCUGGAGAAGUCCAUCGUCGGAUUAGAACGCCACAAUUGGAGCAUUUCGUGAAUGCUAAUUUGAGUAAGGAAAUGCUGGAGGAUAUAAUGUUUUGGAAUGAUCUAUAUGAUGAGGAUGCGCCGGACAAUUAG
This is a messenger RNA of Paecilomyces variotii, 906 nucleotides long. RefSeq names its product kinase-like domain-containing protein. The transcript is spliced from 2 exons. The coding region runs from base 1 to 906 and encodes 301 amino acids. Lineage: Eukaryota; Fungi; Ascomycota; Eurotiomycetes; Eurotiales; Thermoascaceae. The record is from RefSeq and is a predicted model, not a curated record.